UUGAUUUCAGGUGGAGCGUGAGAUUGCAAUUCUUAAACUUAUUGAACAUCCGCAUGUACUAAAGUUACACGAUGUCUAUGAGAACAAGAAGUACCUGUACUUGGUCUUGGAGCAUGUUUCUGGAGGAGAACUCUUUGACUACCUGGUGAAGAAAGGACGUCUUACCCCAAAGGAAGCACGAAAAUUCUUCCGGCAGAUCAUAUCAGCACUUGAUUUCUGCCACAGUCACUCUAUCUGUCACAGAGAUCUAAAACCUGAGAACCUACUUCUGGAUGAGAAGAAUAACAUCAGGAUAGCAGAUUUUGGGAUGGCCUCUCUGCAGGUCGGAGACAGCCUGCUGGAGACCAGCUGUGGGUCUCCACACUAUGCCUGUCCAGAAGUUAUCAGGGGUGAGAAAUAUGAUGGCAGGAAGGCUGACAUCUGGAGUUGUGGCGUCAUCUUAUUCGCCUUGCUUGUGGGCGCUUUGCCGUUUGAUGAUGACAACCUGAGGCAGCUACUGGAGAAGGUCAAACGAGGGGUCUUCCACAUGCCACAUUUUAUUCCCCCAGAUUGUCAGAAUCUCCUCUGUGGGAUGAUUGAGGUGGAUCCCUUAAAGAGACUGACGGUGAGAAAUAAUGUUAUAGCAUUAAUGUACCUAGGAGGGAAGAAUGAGCCCGAACCAGAGCAAGCAGUUCCCAGGAAGGUACAGAUGGGGUCCUUGCCAUCUUUAGAGGAUGUCGACCCAGAUGUGCUGGAGAGUAUGCAUUCCCUAGGCUGCUUUAGGGACCGGAACAAAUUGCUACAAGACCUGUUGUCUGAAGAAGAAAACCAAGAGAAGAUGAUUUAUUUCUUGUUACUGGAUCGGAAAGAGAGGUAUCCCAGCCAAGAGGAUGAAGACCUACCACCCAGGGCAGAUAUUGAUCCUCCUAGGAAGCGUGUUGACUCACCCAUGUUGACUCGCCAUGGGAAGAGAAGGCCAGAGAGAAAAUCUAUGGAGGUUCUGAGUGGAACGGAUGGAGGCUCACCAGUACCAGCACGCAGGGCGAUUGAGAUGGCACAGCAUGGUCAGAGGUCGCGAUCAAUCAGUGGUGCUUCUUCAGGACUUUCCACCAGCCCGAUCAGUAGUCCCAGGGUUACCCCUCAUCCGUCACCCCGUGGCAGCCCCCUCCCUACUCCCAAGGGAACACCUGUGCACACGCCUAAGGAAAGUCCAGCAGGCACCCCUUCACCAACCCCACCAUCGAGCCCAAGCAUUGGUGGGAUGCCAUGGAGAACAAGACUGAACUCUAUCAAGAAUAAUUUCCUGGGGUCACCAAGAUUCCAUCGUCGCAAGCUGCAAGUUCCCACAGCUGAUGAAAUGACCAACUUGACACCGGAGUCAUCUCCAGAACUUGCGAAGAAGUCAUGGUUUGGUAACUUCCUGACUCUGGAAAAGGAGGAUCAGAUCUUCGUGGUCAUUAAAGACAAGCCUUUAAGUUCAAUUAAAGCUGACAUAGUACAAGCAUUUCUCUCGAUCCCAAGCCUCAGUCACAGUGUGAUCUCACAAACAAGUUUCAGAGCAGAGUACAAAUCCACAGGAGGUCCAUCUGUCUUCCAGAAGCCAGUGAAGUUUCAAGUGGAUAUUACAUAUACAGAAAGUGGGGAGAAGCAGAAGGACUGUGGGAUAUACUCAGUCACUUUUACUCUUCUAUCAGGUCCUAGCAGGAGGUUUAAACGGGUUGUGGAAACAAUUCAGACUCAGCUCUUGAGUUCACAUGAACAACCGUCUGUAUUGCAGCUAUCAGACCCCAAUAACUGUAUGGAGUAUCUCAGUGGGAAGCUCUCAAAAUGUGGCCGCCCAAUCAGUAACUUCUUUGACGUACUUAAACAACUUUUUUCAGACGAGAAGAAUGGUCACGCUUCUCCCGCCCCUGGGCCCCACAGCAAGCAGCGUCCGACUGAUAAUAAGGAACAGGGGCCCCUGGGAGCCAGCGGGAAGGAAAAAAGCAGGAAAACCAGCCCCGUCAUCACUCAGGAGACCCCUGUCACUGCUUCUCCCAGCAAACAGGGCACAUAA
Messenger RNA from Staurois parvus, 2035 nucleotides. The record is from the annotation of a GenBank genome assembly. Lineage: Eukaryota; Metazoa; Chordata; Amphibia; Anura; Ranidae.